CAUCCCCGGUGAAGGCGGGCUGCUCAGUUUGAGGUCCUAUGCGGCGCUGGAGCUCCUCCUGCUCGGCUGCGUUUUGACUUCGAGGGUCGUAAAGUUAAUCAGCUCCAUCCGAAAAGCUUCAGUCACCGAGCUGACUGCUUGAAAAGACAUCGAAAAUCCCUCCGUGAGCAGAGCGGCUACAGUGUGAGACGUUCAAGGAGCGUAAACAAAAGGAGCAGGGAUGGUGGUCCCAUACGAAGGCCAGUCCUUCUCCGCUCUGAAGAAGAAAUGCCAACAGAGUAAAACUCUGUUUGAAGACCCUCUGUUCCCGGCGUCGGACCAGUCUCUGUUCUACCAGAAAAAUCAAAUCGGCCGAGUCACCUGGAAAAGACCCAGGGAGCUGUGCAGCGACCCCCAUCUGUUCGUGGACGGCAUCAGUGCCCAUGACUUGCAUCAAGGCCAGUUGGGAAACUGCUGGUUUGUGGCCGCCUGUUCCAGCCUGGCCUCCAGAGAAGCCCUGUGGCAGAAGGUGAUACCGGACUGGAAGGACCAGGAGUGGGACAAGGACAAACCAGAAUCCUACGCCGGGAUCUUCCACUUCCGGUUCUGGCGGUUCGGCGAGUGGGUGGACGUGGUGAUCGACGACCGGCUCCCGACGGUGAACGACAAGCUGGUCUACUGUCACUCCAACGACAAGAACGAGUUCUGGAGCGCUCUGGUGGAGAAGGCCUACGCCAAGAUGUGCGGGUGCUACGAAGGUCUAGAUGGGGGCAACACAGCCGACGCGCUGGUGAACUUCACCGGAGGCGUGUCCGAGCCGAUGGACUUGACGGAGAACGGCUUCAAAACCAACGAGGAGAAACGCAAAGAGCUGUUUGACAGAGUCCUGAAGGUUCACGACAGAGGAGGCCUCAUCAGCUGCUCCAUCCGGGCGCUCACUGCGGCGGACAUGGAGGCCAAGCUGAGCUGCGGUCUGGUGAAGGGACAUGCGUACGCCGUGACGGACGUCCGUAAAGUUCGGCUCGGCCACGGCCUGCUGGCCUUCUUCAAAUCAGACAAACUCAACAUGAUCCGGAUGAGGAACCCCUGGGGGGAGAAGGAGUGGAACGGGCCCUGGAGCGAUAGCUCUGAAGAGUGGCAGAAGGUCAGUAAAAGUGAGCGGGAGAAGAUGGGUGUCACUGUGCAGGAUGACGGAGAGUUCUGGAUGAAUUUUGAUGACUUCAUCGCAAACUUCACAGAUAUCAUCCUCUGUCGUCUCAUCAACACGUCCUACCUGAGUGUCCACAAGACCUGGGAGGAGGCCGUGAUGCGGGGCUCCUGGCGGCGCCACGAUGACCCGCUUUGCAACCGGGCGGGCGGGUGCACCAAUAACAAGCAGACCUUCCUCCAGAACCCGCAGUACGUGUUUGAUGUGAAGAAACCAAAGGAUGAGGUUCUGAUCUGCCUGCAGCAGAAAGACCGCAGAGCCACUCUGAGAGAAGGGCGAGGAGAAAACCUGGCUAUUGGCUUCGACAUCCACAGAGUGGAGUUGAACAGGACUUACAGAAUGCACGUCACCCAGCAGAAGGUGGGAGGAAGCACCUACAUCAACUCCAGGUCCGUCUUCCUGCGCAUCGACCUGACAGAGGGGCGCUACGUCGUCAUACCCACCACAUUCGAUCCAGGCUUGGAGGGAGAGUUUCUGCUCCGCGUCUUCACCGACAUGCCCUCCGACUGCAAGGAGCUGACGCUUCACGAGCCUCCUCAUACCUGCUGGUCCGGGAUGUGUGGUUACCCCUCGCUGGUCACUCAGGUCCAUGUCCUGCAGGCGGACGGACUCGCAGGACACGACUCCAAUGGAG
This is a messenger RNA of Austrofundulus limnaeus, 1820 nucleotides long. RefSeq names its product calpain-5. Gene Ontology annotation, biological process: proteolysis. Lineage: Eukaryota; Metazoa; Chordata; Actinopteri; Cyprinodontiformes; Rivulidae. Gene Ontology annotation, cellular component: cytoplasm. The record is from RefSeq and is a predicted model, not a curated record. Gene Ontology annotation, molecular function: calcium-dependent cysteine-type endopeptidase activity.